GGGCCGGGGGGGGAACCGGGAGGAGACCCCGGGAGGCGGCGGGGGCCGCAGGGGGCCCGGCGGGGCCAUGCCCAAGCUGCUGCCGGCGCAGGAGGCGGCGCGGAUCUACCACACCAACUACGUGCGGAACGCCAGGGCCAUGGGCGUGCUGUGGGCCCUCUUCACCCUCUGCUUCGCCAUCCUGAUGGUGGUGACCUUCAUCCAGCCCUACUGGAUCGGCGACAGCAUCGACACGCCGCAGGCCGGUUACUUCGGCCUCUUCUCCUACUGCAUCGGCAACGCGCUCACCGGCGAGCUCAUCUGCAAGGGCAGCCCCCUGGAUUUCGGCACCAUCCCCUCCAGCGCCUUCAAGACGGCGAUGUUCUUCGUGGGCAUCUCCACCUUCCUCAUCAUCGGCUCCAUCCUCUGCUUCAGCCUCUUCUUCUUCUGCAACGCGGCCACCGUCUACAAAGUCUGCGCCUGGAUGCAGCUGGCGGCAGCUACGGGGCUGAUGAUCGGCUGCCUGAUUUACCCCGACGGCUGGGACUCGAGCGAGGUGAGGCGCAUGUGCGGGGACAAGACGGACAAGUACACGCUGGGCGCCUGCACCGUGCGCUGGGCGUACAUCCUCUGCAUCAUCGGCAUCCUCGACGCGCUCAUCCUCUCCUUCCUGGCCUUCGUGCUGGGCAACCGGCAGGACAACCUCCUCCCGUCGGAUUUUAAAGUGGAAAGCAAAGAGGAGGGCAACGACUGACAGCUGACCACCACGGACUCCUAGAACUGCUCUUCAGCUUCAGGGGAUGCAGCCCUUUGAAAAUGACUUUUCCAGGAGCUUUACAUCUUCCCCCACCUGUGGGUUUUCUACAGUUGUUCUUUUCACAUAAGGGGCCGCUGUCGGCUCACAGCUCUCACAGGGCUUGAUGGGAAGAGCCCUGUUGGACGUGGUUUUUUGAGCCCAUCAGCAGAGACAGGGAAAGAGAGGGAGGAACAGGGACACAAUUUGCUGCUCCUUGGGGUUUGUACACCUUCUUUCAGUGAAAUGACUUCUGAAUAAAAAGGUAGCGUUUUGGA
Cygnus atratus (black swan) is the source of this 1050-nucleotide messenger RNA. RefSeq names its product LHFPL tetraspan subfamily member 5 (gene LHFPL5). The record is from RefSeq and is a predicted model, not a curated record. The transcript has 4 exons. Gene Ontology annotation, biological process: sensory perception of sound; detection of mechanical stimulus involved in sensory perception. Bases 68 to 733 code for a protein of 221 amino acids. Gene Ontology annotation, cellular component: plasma membrane. Lineage: Eukaryota; Metazoa; Chordata; Aves; Anseriformes; Anatidae.